Messenger RNA from Aspergillus aculeatus ATCC 16872, 932 nucleotides. RefSeq names its product amidohydrolase family protein. Lineage: Eukaryota; Fungi; Ascomycota; Eurotiomycetes; Eurotiales; Aspergillaceae. Bases 57 to 932 code for a protein of 291 amino acids. The record is from RefSeq and is a predicted model, not a curated record. Gene Ontology annotation, molecular function: carboxy-lyase activity. Gene Ontology annotation, cellular component: cytoplasm. The transcript has 3 exons. Gene Ontology annotation, biological process: secondary metabolic process.
CCGUUCUUUCGUCCUGAAAUCCCCUUCCCCAAUUCUGUUCUCUUCCAAAUCAACUAAUGAUGCUCUCCCUCCUCCAAUCCAUCGUGCUGGGCCUGGCCACCACAACCCUCAUUCACGCCCACAGCCACAGCACUCUCGGGGCCGACUAUAUCAUCGACGUGCAUUCCCACGUCAUCCCGCCCGUCUGGAAGCAAGCCCUGAUCUCCGCUGGGUAUCCCCUCAAGAAUGGCACCUUAUAUGUAGACGACUUCCCCGUCCCCGACUGGACCCUGGACUCCCACCUCUCGACCAUGGACGCACGAGGCAUCAACUUCUCGACCGUCAGCGUCACAGCCCCGGGCAUUGCCUUCCUGCGCCAUGACGCCCCCGCCGCCAGCCAGCUCGCCCGACGCAUCAACCUGCAAAUGCACAAUUGGACGCAAACGCACCCAACCAGACUGGGGGCCCUGUGCCUCCUACCUUUGCCGCAUAUCAACGAAUCCCUCGCCGAACUCGAGCUACACAGUCUCGACCCGAUCUUCGCAGCCCUCAGCGCCCGCAACGCCACCGCCUUCGUCCACCCGGCGGCGCCCGCCUGCACCGCCGUCGCGCUGGGCUACCCCCUCCCGCUAACCGAAUACCCCUUCGACACCGUGCGCGCCAUGGAGAACCUGCUGCUGACCGGCCAGCGCGCCCGCUUCCCCACGGUGAACCUGAUCUUCGCGCACGGCGGUGGCGCAAUGCCCUACCUCGCCACGCGGAUCGCCGGUCUCGCCUCGAUGGAGUUCAUGGGCGGGCUGAGCGUGGCUGACUCGGUCGCCCAGCUGGCCGGGUAUUACUUCGAGACGGCGUCGGCAACGUCCGCGGUGCAGCUGGCUGCGCUGAAGAGUUUUCUGGGGACAGGAGAGGAUCUUGACGGGGACGGAUUUCUUUUGUUAUGGAUUGGAUCUUGA